UUCAUAUAGACUAGGCUGCAUGAUGCUCUUAUAUGACUGGAGCUCUUUGCAAAUGUGCCUGUCCCUUUAAAGAAAGGGAAAGCUGCUUCUCACACUCUGCCUCUGUGGGUGAACACAAGGUGCUGGGAUUGAGCUGCUUGAUGCCAAAUCAAGGGAAAGUAAAGACAGAGCACAGUGGAAGAAAGGAGAAGAGGAGAUCUGCUGGAAAAAGAGCUCUCAUGUUAAUGAAAUAGUCAUCCGGAGAACUGUCCAGACUUCAGCAUGGCUUUUCAUGUGGAGGGGCUGAUAGCCAUCAUUGUGUUCUACUUGGCCAUCCUCUUUGUGGGAAUAUGGGCUGCAUGGAAAACUAAAAACAGCGGCAGUGAUGUAGAUCGUAGUGAAGCUAUUAUAGUUGGCGGAAGAGAUAUUGGCUUGCUGGUUGGUGGAUUUACCAUGACUGCCACUUGGGUUGGAGGUGGUUACAUAAAUGGGACAGCGGAGGCCGUGUAUGUACCAGGCUGUGGGCUGGCCUGGGCACAGGCACCCAUCGGAUAUGCUCUUAGCCUGGUUGUAGGAGGUUUGUUUUUUGCAAAGCCCAUGCGUUCCAAAGGUUAUGUGACAAUGUUGGAUCCAUUUCAGCAAAUUUAUGGAAAACGGAUGGGAGGGCUUAUCUUCAUACCUGCUCUGAUGGGGGAAAUGUUCUGGGCUGCAGCCAUCUUUUCUGCAUUAGGUGCCACCAUAAGUGUGAUCAUUGAUGUCAAUAUCAAUAUUUCUGUUAUUAUUUCUGCCCUAAUUGCAAUUCUGUACACGCUGGUGGGAGGACUUUACUCAGUAGCCUAUACUGAUGUGGUCCAGCUGUUCUGCAUUUUCCUAGGACUGUGGAUCAGUGCUCCAUUUGCCAUGUCCCAUCCUGCAGUAACAGAUAUUGGAUACACAGCUGUACACACGGUCUUCCAGGAGCCUUGGCUUGGAUCCAUUAAAGCAUCUGACAUCUACAAAUGGCUUGACGAUUUCCUCUUGCUGAUGUUAGGAGGAAUCCCAUGGCAAGCAUAUUUCCAGCGAGUCCUCUCUUCCUCAUCUGCAACAUAUGCACAAGCAUUAUCAUUUCUGGCUGCUUUUGGAUGUCUUGUGAUGGCAUUACCUGCAAUACUCAUUGGUGCAAUUGGAGCAUCAACAGCUUGGAACCAGACGGAAUAUGGUGAUUUAGACCCCAAGAAGAAAAACGAAUCUGACAUGAUUUUACCCAUUGUCCUCCAGUACCUUUGCCCAGUGUAUAUCUCCUUCUUUGGCCUUGGGGCUGUGUCCGCUGCUGUAAUGUCAUCUGCCGACUCUUCCAUCUUAUCAGCGAGUUCCAUGUUUGUGCGGAAUAUUUACCAACUUUCUUUUCGGCAAAGUGCAUCUGACAAAGAAAUAGUCUGGGUCAUGCGAAUUACCAUUUUCGUGUUUGGAGCAUCAGCAACAGCAAUGGCCCUAUUAGCUCAGUCAGUUUAUGGGCUCUGGUACCUGAGCUCCGACCUGGUUUACAUCAUUAUCUUCCCCCAACUCUUAUGUGUCCUCUUUAUCAAAGGAACUAACACCUACGGCGCCAUUGCAGGAUAUUUCUUUGGCCUCAUACUCCGAAUUACUGGAGGAGAACCAUAUCUACGCUUACACCCCUUGAUUUUCUAUCCUGGUUGGUAUCAAGAUGAUGGCCUCUACUAUCAAAGAUUCCCUUUUAAGACAUUAGCCAUGCUUACCUCCUUCAUCACUAACACUGGAGUCUCCUAUCUUGCAAAAUACUUAUUUGAAAGUGGCACUUUGCCACCAAAAUUAGACUUCCUGGAUGCCGUUGUUGCCAAGUACAGUAAGGAGAACAUGGACAAGACCACUCUUGUGAAAAGUGACAAUAUUGUUCUAAAUGAGCUGACCCCUGUGAACCCUCGACACAGUUUGACUCUGAGCUCCACCUUCACAAAUAAAGAGGCCUUCAGUGAUAUUGAUUCAAGCCCUGAGGUAUCCAUUGAGGAAGAUAAUUGACAGCAACCCAGCUGAAAAGAAAUCCCGCUUUCACAUCCACCACAGUGCAACAGGGUAUGCCACAAAGGGAGAUUAGAAGCAUUUUAGUAGAGGGAGGAAAUUGGAUGGGGGCAGGGGAAAGACCCACUGCACAAUUCUCUUCAACUCAUUUCUAGGAACAGAAAUAGUCUGUUGAAUAAAUUGCUAUUACAAAAUGUGCUGGAAUAGAAUAACUACCCUUGCAUUUGAAUGAAAUGAAAUACUAAAGA
This is a messenger RNA of Rhineura floridana, 2243 nucleotides long. It is a transcript of the gene SLC5A7, whose product is annotated as solute carrier family 5 member 7. Gene Ontology annotation, molecular function: choline:sodium symporter activity. The record is from RefSeq and is a predicted model, not a curated record. The transcript is spliced from 9 exons. Gene Ontology annotation, cellular component: synapse; perikaryon; axon. Gene Ontology annotation, biological process: acetylcholine biosynthetic process; transmembrane transport; choline transport. The coding region runs from base 262 to 1995 and encodes 577 amino acids. NCBI's taxonomy places the organism in Eukaryota, Metazoa, Chordata, Lepidosauria, Squamata, Rhineuridae.